Messenger RNA from Calidris pugnax (ruff), 2995 nucleotides. RefSeq names its product acylamino-acid-releasing enzyme-like. The coding region runs from base 540 to 2834 and encodes 764 amino acids. Lineage: Eukaryota; Metazoa; Chordata; Aves; Charadriiformes; Scolopacidae. Gene Ontology annotation, molecular function: serine-type endopeptidase activity. The record is from RefSeq and is a predicted model, not a curated record. The transcript has 25 exons. Gene Ontology annotation, biological process: proteolysis.
GGGGCAAGUACUGCAGCCUCUACACCGGUACGGGGACGGGGUGUCCCCCCAGGGAGGCCGGGGGGGUCUCCAUCUGUCUGGCAGAGACACCCCAGGUGUCCUCACCCUCCUCCUCCUCCCAGAGUGGUCGCAGCGGGACCUGGCACGGGCCGAGAACGUCAAGUUCUGCCGCCAGUACCUGAUCUUCCACGAUGGCACCUCCGUCGUCUACUCGGGGCCUGCCGGCACCUGCUCUGAGAUCAAGGACGAGCUGCUGAGCCAGGAGUCCCCCAGCAGGGCGCUGAAGGCUGUCCUGCGCAAGGUGCCCAGCAAGGAGAAGGAGGAGGAGAAGCAGUUUCUGGAGGUCGGUGUUGGUGCAGCUGAGGCUGCAGUGUGUCACAGCAGAGGGUGCCCCUGCCCAUCCACCCCAGGCAUAGCCACCAGCGCAGGGCAGCUGGAGAGCUGGCACCAGGCAGGCUCCUCGCUCCCGGCUGCUCCCGCAUGCCUUGGCAUCCAGCCUGGCUGACGAGCAGCAGGCGCCGGCGGCCAACGCGGCAGCCAUGGCCUCCGGAACCGAGCGGGGCACAGAGGUGGCCGGUGGCCCCGCUGCCUGCUACCAGGAGCUGAGCCGGUUCCCCACUGUCACCCGCGCCGCCCUCGGGGCCACCACGGGGGCACAGACCUUCCUGCUCUACACCGAGUGCAGCCGCCCCGACCUGCCCCGACGCCGGCUCCUGCGCUUCAGCCGCCACUACAGCCUGCAGCGCACGGGCAGCGCCCGCCUCGCCGCCCGCCGGGCAGCGCUCAGCGCCGAGAUCCACCACCAGCUCCUCAGCCAGGACUCACCCACCGGGCAGCACCGUGCCGUGCUCAGCCGCUGCCCACGGCAGGGCCAUGAGCUGCUGGAGGUGUGGGGCAGCGGUGGGCGCAGCCACAGUGUGGACCUCACGGCGCUGGGGAAGCAUGGGGAGGUCUACACGGAGGGGCCCUUCUCCUGCUUGGCUUGGUCCCGCUCGGAGACGCGGCUGCUGUACGUGGCUGAGAAGAGCCGGCCCAAACCACGGUCCCCCUGCCCCUGGGAUGUGCCAGGAGCAGGCAGGCUGGCAGAGGAGGAUGAGGAUGAGGAGGGCGAGCAGUUCGUGUACCGGGAGGACUGGGGGGAGGCACUGAGCACCCGCAGCGUGCCUGUCCUCUGCGUCCUGGACCUGGAGGGCAGCAGCCUCUUGGUGCUGGAGGGCAUCCCGGGGCACCUCUCUCCCGGCCAGGCCCUGUGGUCCCCGGAUGACCGCGGCGUGGUGUUCGUGGGCUGGUGGCACGAGCCCUUCCGCCUGGGGCUGAGAGCUUGCUCCAACAGGAGGUCAGGGAUUUUCCACUUGGACCUGGCCAGCGGGCGCUGCGAGCUGCUGUCGGCUGAGCACAGCGCCGCCUGCUCCCCACGGCUCAGCCCCGACGGCCGGCGCCUGCUCUACCUGGAGGGGGAUGUGGGGGGGCCCCACCGGCAGUGCCUGCGCCUCUGCAUGCUCACCUGGCAGACAAGGCAGACGGUGACGGUGCUCGAUGUGGUGCAAGAGCCCACAGAGGCCUUCGCUGGGCUCUACGCAGAGGUGCUGCCACCCCGGUGCUGGGCGGCUGACAGCCGGCGAGCCGUGGUGGGCACCCCGCAGCGGAGCCGCAUGGACCUGCUGCUCGUGGACACGGAGACGGCCACCGUCACCAACCUGACGGCAGGGUCGCCCGAAGGGUGCUGGGAGCUGCUCACCCUCCAGUGGGACCUGCUGGUGGCCACAUGCUCGGCCCCAAAUCGCCCCCCGAGCCUGGUGGUGGCCGUGUUGCCACCGGCAGGUCAGGAGCUGCCCCUCUGCUGGGUGCCUGUGGAGGACACCCCAACGGUGCCUGGUGUCACCUGGAAGACCCUGACGAUCCAGCCACCCUGCGGUGGGCAGACCCCAGCCACGCAUGGCACCCAGGCUUUCCAGGCCCUGCUGCUGAGCCCACCGGAUGGCACCGCACCACACCCCCUGGUCGUGUGCCCCCACGGUGGCCCCCAUGCUGUCUUCGACGCCCGCUGGCGCCCAAGCAUGGCUGCGCUGUGCCAGCUGGGCUUUGCCGUGCUCUUGGUGAACUACCGCGGCUCCCUGGGCUUCGGCCAGGCCAGCAUCAGGUCCCUGCUCUCCCGGGUGGGUGAGCAGGAUGUGGCGGACACCCAGGUGAGGGGCACUGGGCUGGGUGCUGAUGGUGGGGUCUGCUGGGAGGACACUGAUGGUGGGAGGAUGCUGACAUUUGGCUGCUGGCAUUUGGGUGCCCCACGGGUGCAGCUGGCGGUGGAGCAGGCGCUGUGCAGCGAGCCCCUGGACCCGCACCGCCUGGCCCUGCUGGCUGGCUCCCACGGAGCCUUCAUCGCCCUCCACCUCCUCGCCCGUGAGCCCCAGCGCUACCGAGCCUGUGCCCUGCGCAGCCCCGUCUCCAACCUGCCCGCCCUGCUGGGCACCUCUGACAUCCCGGACUGGCGCUACGUCUCCCUGGGGCUGCCCUACUCCUUCGAGCGGGUGCCCCGCGCCGAGGAGGUGGCCACCAUGCUGCUGCGCUCGCCCAUCGCCCAGGCAGCCCGGAUGCAGACACCGGUGCUGCUGUGCGUGGGUGCCCGGGACCGGCGCGUCAGCCCCACGCAGGCGCUGGAGCUUUACCGGGUGCUGCGGGCCAGGGGGGUGCCGGCACGGCUGCUGUGGUACCCGGAGGGUGGCCACGCGCUGGCCGGCGUGGAGACAGAGGCUGACGUCUUUGGGAACUGUGCACGGUGGUUCCUCCAGCACCUGGGGCAACCUCGGCGGGACAGGACGGGCCAGCACAGCCCCUAGGACCGCGGUGGCCCCGUGGCUGUGCCAGCCUCAGGGUGACCGCUGGCCCUGGGGACCACAGCAGGACCAGAGGAGGAUGGAGCGAGCGUAGCCGGGGGCAGGAGGGGAUGUGGGUUGGGGUUUGGCGCGAAAUAAAUGUGUGAGACCUUGUGCAAUGCCAA